Rhagoletis pomonella (apple maggot) is the source of this 334-nucleotide messenger RNA. RefSeq lists its product as uncharacterized. The record is from RefSeq and is a predicted model, not a curated record. The annotation marks the transcript as partial. NCBI's taxonomy places the organism in Eukaryota, Metazoa, Arthropoda, Insecta, Diptera, Tephritidae. The transcript has 2 exons.
AACCUUAUACUUGGAAGAGAAUUUCAUCUUUAUGGAAUGCAUAUCAAGUACUGGACGCAUUAACAAUGGCAGUCUGGCAUUUAAUAAUGCAAAAAUAGUUUUGCGAAAAUUGGCACAAUUUCAUGCUACUUCAUUGGUGUAUUUAAAAGAGCUUCCCGUAGAUGAUGUUAUAUCUGAGACUUCGCCCCUAUUGGCUAAUGAUGAGGUGGAAACCCGCAUGAAUGCUGCCAUUAAAACUAUAGAAGCAUACUGGCCCGAAUUUAAAGAAAUCGCUACAAAAAAUGCGCAGCUGUGUGGAAACAUUUCGCAAACGUUUAACUCAUCUGUUGGAUAA